AUGUCGACCUCUUCCACCAUUCUGCAAAUUCUCUUUCUCUAUGCUGCCCAGUGCCUUAUACCUGCGACUCUCCUAAUCGCAACGCCGAAGAAAUCCAUUCUUCGAUAUUUGUCAAUUCCAUGCUCUACUUUCAUUGUGUAUCGAGCUAUUCCGGUGGCUGCGGCGCUGGGCCCAGGAUUCAUAUGGUGUGAAUGCAGUCGCUUGUUCGUAACCAUCAUCUUCCAAUGCCUAAAUUUGCUACUCAUCAACCCCAAGAAUAGCAAUGAUUUGUGUACUGAGGGUAGCGAGAGCUUUGUGGCUCAAAUCUUUGCCGCAACUCGGUUUUUCACUGACCCUCGUGGGAUCAAUACUCCCUGGCAAAUCAAAAAUGUCCCGCCACAGCCAGCAUAUUAUAAACGACGUGCUAUGAACACGCCUCCUCGAGGUCGCUUUUUGGUUCGCCAGUCAGCCAUCGUUGUUUGGCAAUAUCUAGCUCUGGAUGUCUUGGCUACUCUUGGGUUGCAACGGGCGUUGGAGCAAGAGAAACGUGGAAUGUUGCCGCCAGUGCCUCAAUGGGAUAUGUCAACCGAACAAUGGAUUGAACGCAUCAUCUCAAACAUCAUGGCUGGAUUCGUUGUGAGUCGUAUUCUUAUCGAUUUCCACCAUCGUGCCUUUUCGAUAAUUCUCGUGGGAUUUGGACUGGACUCGCCUGAAAAUUGCCCUCCAUUGUACGGAAGAGCACUGGAUGCCGAUACAGUACGAGGUUUCUGGGGGAAGUUCUGGCACCAAUUGUUACAAAACCCCCUGACCUCUGUCAGCGCCUUCAUCACCCAAGAGCUAUUAGGUCUACAGCCAAGGUCCUUGGUGCAGCGGUAUAUGAAUGUUUUUGUAGUUUUCUUCUGUUCGGGUGGGCUGCAUCUCAUCCUCGAUAUUGUGCAGGGAAUCCCGGCCCAGGAAUCCGGCGCCAUGUUAUUCUUUGUCACGGCCCCUCUAGGUCUCAUAGUCGAAGACUGCAUCAAAGCGCUUUGGAAACAUUUUUCCAAGGCACAUGGACCAGGCCAAAUAACCACUAAACCGCUGUGGCAAAGGGCUCUUGGGUUAGCGUGGUCUAUAGCGUGGCUUGGUGUCACCUCCACUGGGUUCUUCUACCCACAGGUGGUGAGGCCGCAAAAUCAAGCUCUGGUUCCUUUUUCUCUAGCAGGUCAGAUUGGACUGCUCAUUCAGGCCGGGGUGGUUCUUGUUGGUGGUGGUGUGCUAGCAAAGGUGUUUGAGGUUGAGGUGUGA
Molecule: messenger RNA, 1263 nt
Organism: Penicillium digitatum Pd1
Lineage: Eukaryota; Fungi; Ascomycota; Eurotiomycetes; Eurotiales; Aspergillaceae
Source: RefSeq, a predicted model, not a curated record